GAGGAUCAGUUUAUUUCAGUACGCUAGAUUUGGCUUCUGGCUACUGGCAAGUAGAAGUGGAGGAGAGCGACAGAGCGAAAACGGCGUUUGUAGUACCAUCAGGUUUUUAUGAGUUCCAGACCAUGCCUUUUGGCCUCUCUAACGCCCCUGCGACUUUUCAACGACUGAUGCAAAAAGUGUUACACGAAUUGAUGCCCCACAAGUGUCUCGUUUACCUGGACGAUGUCAUUGUACACGGAAAAACAAAAGACGAGCACCUAAACAACUUGGCGGAGGUGCUAACACGCCUAGUAAAUGUGGGCCUCAAACUCCAGCCCACAAAGUGCCAUUUACUACAGACCGAGGUAACGUAUCUUGGGCACGUCAUUUCGGGGAUGGGGAUUCGUACUGACCCUCGUAAGACGGAGCAAGUGAGAUUAUGGCCAACCCCUGCCAACGUUGAUGAACUACGCAGUUUUUUAGGGUUAGCCUCAUACUAUCGGCGAUUCGUGAAAGGGUUCUCAGAGAUCGCUGCGCCUUUGAAUACCUUGUUACAGAAAGGUAAGACCUUCGAAUGGACCGUUGAGUGUCGAAAUUCAUUCGAUCGGUUACGAGAAUCCCUUUGUGCAGCUCCGGUGUUGGUUUUCCCCGAUCUGUCACCAAAUGCCGGGGAGUUUAUUCUAGACACGGACGCGAGCGACCAGGCGAUUGGAGCUGUUUUGUCACAGAAAGGGCAGGACGGAAUAGAACGAGUGGUGUCGUACAGCAGUAGAAGUCUCAGUGCAAGAGAACGGAAUUACUGCACAACCAGAAAGGAAAUGCUAGCCCUAGUAUUCUUUAUAAAACAAAACCGACACUACCUAUUAGGAAGGAAGUUUCUGGUACGAACAGAUCAUCAGUCACUUCGUUGGUUACAGAAUUUCAGAGACCCCGAGGGACAGAUCGCCAGAUGGCAGGAACAACUUCAGGAGUAUGAUUUUGAGUGCAGACACCGACCUGGUGCACUGCAUGCCAACGCGGACGCUCUUUCCAGACUUCCUACUCGUGCUCAUGGAGACUGCCCGUCUUGUAGUACACAACACGUAGCUCUAGUUAACCUUCAAAGUUCGGAGUACGGUCGCUGGCAGGAGGCACAGGCAGCAGAUCCAGACGUAUCACCGAUCUAUGACAAACGGCUGUUGGGGAGCGACAAACCUACCGCGAAGGAAAUGGAGGGAAAAAGUUACGAAGCUCGAUGCUUAUGGGCGAUGUGGGACAAGCUCUCUAUCGAGGAAGGUGUGCUAGUGUUUGAUUUUGGCCCAAACUAUAUCAGGAGAAUCGUAGUUCCGCGAUCAUUAGUUUCCGAAGUGCUAUCUAAACUGCACGAACAGCUGGGUCAUGCUGGAAUCAACAAACUGGAAGCGGCAGCACGUCAACGUUUUUGGUGGCCACACCAACGGAGAGACGUCACUAACUUUUGCCAGACGUGUGAGACAUGCGCCACAUUCAAGAACCCGACCAUCACCAGGAGAGCACCAUUGCAGCCUAUGAAUGCAGGCUACCCGAACGAGAUUGUGGGAGUAGAUCUUGUUGGUCCCCUACCAGAAACAUCACGUGGCCAUCGGUACAUCUUGGUCAUGGUCGACUAUUUCACCAAGUGGUGCGAAGCAGUUCCGAUCGCCCAAGCCGAUACAGUCACCGUAGCAACGGCGAUGGUAAAUCACUGGGUGUGUCACUGGGGAGCACCGGGGCAGCUACAUUCUGAUAGGGGCUCAUGUUUCGAGAGUUUGCUGGUUCAGGAACUUUGUCGUGUGUUCGGUAUAGACAAGACGCGAACGACUGCUUACCACCCGCAAGGCAACGGACAAGUUGAGCGUACAAACCGGUCGCUGAAAUCGCUACUGAAGGCCUUUGUGGAGCAAAAUGUAAGUGAGUGGGACGCUAUGUUACCAAAAUGCUUGCUGGCAUAUCGAAGCACAGUGCACGCUUCGACUGGUCAAACACCAUCUUUUAUGUGGACCGGAAGAGAAGUCCGAUUACCGUCUGACAUCCGAUUACCCAGUCCGCAACAGCCACAUUCAUCGGUGACAGAGUAUGUUAGCAAACUCCUUGAUUCGCUUCAUCAAACACAUCAAGCAGCACGUAUUCACCUUGGGAACGCCCAUCGACGACAGAAAGACUAUUACGACAAGAAAGUUUUCGGCGCUCCUUUAAAGGCUGGCGACCAAGUUUACUUGCACCAGGUACCAACGGCAGGAGUUCCGGUUAAGCUACACCAUGAGUGGACAGGACCGUACAUAAUACAGCGGGUGAUAUCGGAUGUGACAUGUGUUAUCAAAGAUCCCAACAACCCUGCCAGUCAACCCAUGACAGUACAUUUCAAUCGACUCAAGCCAUUCCGGAGAAAAACUGACCAAUCUGUCGAGGGGCCGAACGAAACGCCUGGGGAAGUAGCAGUUGAACUGGAGGUGCCGGCUCAGGGCGGCUAUGGGGUGGCAACGGGGACGCUGCCUGCUUAGAGGGGGUGUGGUGUAGAGAAGAAUCGAUAUUGUUUUGGCGCGCGUUCAAAGUUGAAUCGUUGCUAUAACGGCACUCUCUCCCGUUUGCCUUUCAGAGCGCCUUUCCUGCUCCAUUACCGGAGGAGAACAAGAAUACGACAUUGGUUAACUAGGCUACGUGUUGUGUAAUAGAACUUCGUUCUCAGCCCUUGGAGUUCUUCCGUGCUUGCGUGUUACAAAGUGGCGACCCUGCCAAGUCACAAGAAUCAGGAAUCCAUCAUUAGUCUAAUGAAGAUCAUGCCAAGAAUGAACAACAAGUCUGAUGACGAAGGCCAUUCUGAUGUCGUUGACCCCACUACCAGACUUUCCGCUUCACUGGAUGUUUUGUCCCGUGCUUUGGAAAAGUUGUCAACAGGCUCGAGUUCGCCAGUCUGUAUGCAUGCAAUCCCACCUCCGGAGCGUUACACUCCCGGGAUGCCGUACUCCAGAUGGGAGAAACAAGUCCAGCUUUACCUCCGGCAGUUCCCAGUCCACCAACAUUCAGGCGUGCUCGCCGGUUUACU
Molecule: messenger RNA, 3019 nt
Organism: Dicrocoelium dendriticum
Lineage: Eukaryota; Metazoa; Platyhelminthes; Trematoda; Plagiorchiida; Dicrocoeliidae
Source: the annotation of a GenBank genome assembly